AUGGGUGACGCCGGUUUCUUCAAGGGUACAAGCACAGACCAAGAUAGCCGUUUCAGCAAUAAAGAAAAGAAGCUCCUUAAAACUAUGUCCUUUCCUCCAGAAUUCGAUCAAAAGGUGGAUAUGAACAAAGUAAAUUUAGAUGUCAUUAAACCGUGGAUUAGUAACAGAAUAACAGAACUGCUUGGCUUUGAAGAUGAAGUCAUUAUUGAUUACACAUGUGGUUUGCUUGAAGAAAAGAAACCGGAUCCAAGAAGAAUCCAAAUCAACCUGACCGGAUUUCUGGAAAGCAAAACAAAAGUGUUUUUAAGUGAACUUUGGAAAUUGUUACUAAGUGCCCAAAACUCUGUAGGUGGAAUUCCAGCUGCUUUUAUUGAACAAAAGAAAGAAGAAUUGCGUAAGAAAAAAGAACAAGAAGAAGAAAGAAAAUCACAACGUGAAUCUGUUAUGGACACUAUUCGUAAAAAGCGUGCCGAUGAAAUGGUAGACUUGAAAGAAGGCUCUAAAAGAAGAUCUCGUUUUAUCUCGCUCUCCUUCUCGUGA
Gilbertella persicaria is the source of this 540-nucleotide messenger RNA. RefSeq names its product PWI domain-containing protein. Gene Ontology annotation, biological process: regulation of mRNA splicing, via spliceosome; mRNA processing. The record is from RefSeq and is a predicted model, not a curated record. NCBI's taxonomy places the organism in Eukaryota, Fungi, Mucoromycota, Mucoromycetes, Mucorales, Choanephoraceae. Gene Ontology annotation, cellular component: spliceosomal complex. Gene Ontology annotation, molecular function: RNA binding. The transcript is spliced from 5 exons. Bases 1 to 540 code for a protein of 179 amino acids.